AUGGAUCGACCAAGUCUCUUUGACUUUUUGUGGGGCGCUUGCCCUGAUGGCAACAAAAAAGUUGCCUCUUUUCUUGCCAUUUCCUGCAGUGGUCGCAAGCUUCAAGACUUUUCGAGUGGACCCUUCACAUUGGAAUCAUUGGAAACCCGCUUGGAUCCUCUCUUUACUUCGGAGGAUGAUGAUGGUGGUACUGAUCAUAUCGAUGAUUUGCUCAUUGACGGAGACGACCGAUGGCAGAAUCAGAGUAUUACAGAUGAAGAAUGGACUCGGCUCUGUGACAUUGUUGGGAAACUCUGUUGUCGGUUGCGAAGCGUUCGUAUUAUUGACGCAACCGUCAUGAGCGACGAGCGAUGGGCAGAGCUAUUGGAACGGAUGCCCUCUACAUUGUCCAAGCUUGUCAUUUCCGGGUUGGGUGGGGAUAUGCCUCUUACCUUUGAAAAGGUGGGCGCCUUGAGGGGACUUGAAGAAUUCAGUUUGAUUGCCUGCAGUAGUGAAAACUAUGUGAAACGAGAGGAUGCGGCCAGUUGGCUCCAGUAUGACAGGGUGUGGUGUACGCCUGAUUCCUUUGCUAUGUUGGCACAGUCGUUGAAACAAGCAUGUGCUUUGAAAUCUAUUGACAUAUCUACUACUACUCUCUGCAACCCCCAGGCUUGCUGGGAACCAAUCACGGAGGUCAUCCGGACCAACCCUCGGCUGGUUACUGUCACCAUUCCGCCACAGCAUUACGCCUAUCUUUUGGAGGCUACCGAUCGAUCAGGGCUGUCUGAUUGGACCCUUGGCAACUUUGCAGAUUGGGAGAUAAAACCACGCGACCUGGAUGCCCUGCAGAACGGUCCGCGCAUUUGCAAGGCAAGGCAACAGCACAACGUACCCUACCAAUACCAAAAGAAGGAUUUGAAGCGGUGGGUAGAGGCUAUGAUUAUGGUGCAAGAUCAUCUAGAGUGCUUCCACUAUUUCUUCGCUCAUGUUCCUCCAGAGGUCUACUUAUUUCACCAUAACCCCAAGUUUUGGGAAGUAGAUUGA
Seminavis robusta is the source of this 1023-nucleotide messenger RNA. Lineage: Eukaryota; Bacillariophyta; Bacillariophyceae; Naviculales; Naviculaceae. The record is from the annotation of a GenBank genome assembly.